CGACGGCGCUAAAGUCCAUCUCAACAUCACGAUGCUUUGACCGUUUCAGUCUACUAAUAGGUUGUCACUAGAUACACACAUGAUGUUUCCUCUACAUUACAGUGUAGAAUUCCUUUAGGCACAAUGCCUUUGAUAGCCCAUAUUGUCCUUAUCAACCGUCCUAUUCUUAGUAGCCUAUAGCCUUCUCUGCUCCUGUUUACCUUGCCUUCACUGGCAGAUAUAGACUACAGACCCAUACCUGCAUGUCGCUGUUUGCGGACAUCGGGCUUGAACCUUGUCAUCGGAUAUGAUGAUUGCCACAGAAGAGAUAUGGCGAGCCACAUCACAUUUCCUGGGCUGGUUCUACUUUCUCUGCUGGUCAUUCUCCUUCUACCCACAAGCCAUCAAGAACUUUCGUAGAAAUUCGACGGUAGGCCUAGCCGUCGAUUUUCCCUUCUCAAACAUCUUAGGCUUCACUGCAUAUUCGGUUUCGACCGCCGUCUUCCUCUAUUCGCCUACGAUCCGCUCGCAAUAUGCGUUUCGACAUCCGAUUUCCCAAGUGCCAAGUGUACGAUUUAAUGAUUUUGCGUUUGCGCUGCACGGAGCCAUCUUGUCAAUCAUCACUUACUCGCAGUUCUUCCCGCUCAUCUGGGGUUUCCAGGUUGGCCGGAACCAGAGGUCCAGUUGGGUAUUUCGGGGGAUUGUAACUGGAUCUAUUGCAGGUGUCUUUGGGGUCAUUUUGAUUGUGUUGAUAUUAUCGAAGGACGGCGGCAAUGACCCGUUGGGAUGGGCUUGGAUUGAUGUGAUCUACGCAGUCGGAUUUGUGAAGGUACUUGUAACGGUGGUAAAGUACUGUCCACAGGUAUGGGUCAAUUACCAGCGAAAAUCCACCGUCGGUUGGAGCAUGGGUCAGAUACUCCUUGAUUUCGCCGGAGGCAUCACAUCGAUUCUACAGAUGGUUGUCGACUCAUCUCUUGACGCCGACUGGUCUGGGAUUACGGGAAAUCCGGUCAAGUUUGCUCUAGGGAACGUUUCGAUGAUUUUCGACAUCAUCUUCAUCGUGCAGCAUUACAUAUUAUAUCCAUCUCGGACUGAGAAAGACUUGGCCGAUGAAGACGAUAGUGAAGCAGGAGAAAGAGAACCUCUUUUGAAUGCAUGAGUUCUAGAACAGCACUAGAUAUCCUUAUACAUUUAUACACUUACCCAUAUGUAAUCGAGUCUUCCAAGUUCCAGCACUAUACAGAACCAAGGAC
Messenger RNA from Eremomyces bilateralis CBS 781.70, 1232 nucleotides. Its product is annotated as L-cystine transporter-like protein. The record is from RefSeq and is a predicted model, not a curated record. NCBI's taxonomy places the organism in Eukaryota, Fungi, Ascomycota, Dothideomycetes, Eremomycetales, Eremomycetaceae. Gene Ontology annotation, molecular function: L-cystine transmembrane transporter activity. Gene Ontology annotation, cellular component: vacuolar membrane; fungal-type vacuole. Bases 287 to 1138 code for a protein of 283 amino acids. Gene Ontology annotation, biological process: L-cystine transport. The transcript is spliced from 5 exons.